This is a messenger RNA of Mycena indigotica, 933 nucleotides long. RefSeq lists its product as uncharacterized. The transcript is spliced from 2 exons. The record is from RefSeq and is a predicted model, not a curated record. Bases 1 to 933 code for a protein of 310 amino acids. NCBI's taxonomy places the organism in Eukaryota, Fungi, Basidiomycota, Agaricomycetes, Agaricales, Mycenaceae.
AUGCCACAGCCGAUUCUCAAGCGUGGUCAAACCACACGGGCUCCUCCAGCCCACCCUCCUCUUCUCCCUCACAACGUCCACUUCCCGUCGUCGCCAUCGUUGGCCAGAACUUUCGCCACUCACAGCUCCACACAAUAUGACCGUUCCCCGAUAGAGGUCUCACCUAAUGCAUGUGAACUACCAGCUCGUGGUUGUCCUGGUCGCACCUACUACGACGGGUCGAAGCCCAAGUCGGGUAACAGCCACAACCCACUCAUCACCGGCAAAGCUCUACAUCCAAGGGCCAUCGCUGCCUAUGAUGCUCAAUGGACGCACGAAGAUGGGGAAGAUGAUAACGACGAGACAGAACUAGAGCGAACACCUACUCGCACAAGUCCUUACAUUCCCCUUCCAGUCCAGCCGCCAAUACCUUCGCCUUACUAUUCGAUGUCCCCCGCCACCACACCUAACUUCCAUUCACAUCUUCCUCCACCCCUCAUUCCCGAUCUCAGUUCUUCGAGUGACGAGAGUGAUGGGUUCGCAAGUCCUCCUCCUGAGCCGGCGAUAGGUUACUAUGGUUCCAAGUACUCCUACUUUGGAUACCCUAAUGCACCACCGCCAUCGCAAUUCUACCCUCCACCAAUAUCGCCGCCGCCCUCAUCUAGUCCACCAUCAUCGGACCGAAAACGCCGCUCUCGCAGAUCCUCUCCUCGCCGUCAAGUAAUCGAGGAUGGGUACGAAGAAGAAGACCUUCCAGGCUCUUAUUCUCAUGCUGGAGCCUUCUCUGCUCGCAUGCCAUCGAUCUCACCCCCUCGUGACCGGUCGAUGAGGAAGUCAAAGGACAAAGAGGCACGUUCUAAGAAGGAAAAAUGCACUGUCUCCUCGUUGUGUCGUUCCUUGGCGGGUACCAGCUUUCGAGACGGAGAGAGUGAGGGGUGUCUGGGUGGUUUUUAA